This is a messenger RNA of Pogoniulus pusillus (Red-fronted tinkerbird), 5032 nucleotides long. It is a transcript of the gene DIRAS2, whose product is annotated as DIRAS family GTPase 2. Gene Ontology annotation, cellular component: plasma membrane. The transcript is spliced from 2 exons. Gene Ontology annotation, molecular function: GDP binding; GTPase activity; GTP binding. NCBI's taxonomy places the organism in Eukaryota, Metazoa, Chordata, Aves, Piciformes, Lybiidae. Gene Ontology annotation, biological process: signal transduction. The record is from RefSeq and is a predicted model, not a curated record. The coding region runs from base 431 to 1030 and encodes 199 amino acids.
UUCCACAAUUAUUCAGUAGGUGGCAGUUAAAAGCCUAGAUGAGCUUUGCAGUCGCCAUUUGGGCAGUAGCACCAGCAGAGGCUGGAGUCAGUCCGCUCGUACAAUCAAAGAGAGGCUGCGGUGAAGCCAACGGAAGCAUAAGGCACGUCCGGAGCCCUGGGAGCAGACGCGAAAGGAGCGGAGUCUCAGAGCGCCGAAAGAGUCCGAGCGCACGGCUGGCAGAAGCCACUGCAGGCUGCAAGGGGAAAGACGCGACAGAGCUGCAGCCCCCUUGGUUGAGACAGGGACUCCUUCCUCGUGGGGGAAACCCCGGGCAGAGAGGGUGAAGAGCGGGUGCGAUGACAGUCAGAAACUGAAGAGCAAAUAUUUGGAGCUUUCCACUCCUAUACAGAUUUCUCCCUCUAACUGAGUGACUGACAUACCAACAAACAUGCCUGAGCAAAGCAAUGAUUACAGGGUUGUUGUGUUUGGAGCUGGAGGAGUGGGCAAAAGUUCUUUGGUCUUGAGAUUUGUGAAGGGCACUUUCAGAGAAAGCUACAUCCCUACUAUUGAAGACACCUAUCGGCAGGUGAUCAGCUGUGAUAAGAGCAUAUGCACUUUGCAGAUAACUGACACCACAGGGAGCCAUCAGUUUCCAGCCAUGCAACGUCUGUCAAUUUCUAAGGGACAUGCUUUCAUUUUGGUUUACUCUAUCACCAGCCGACAGUCCUUGGAGGAACUCAAACCAAUCUAUGAACAAAUAUGCCAGAUUAAAGGAGACAUAGAAAGCAUUCCAAUAAUGCUGGUGGGGAACAAAAAUGAUGAGAGCCAAAAUAGAGAGGUGGACAGCAGUGAAGGAGAAGCCAUGGCUAAGAAGUGGAAAUGUGCCUUCAUGGAGACAUCUGCCAAGCUGAACCACAAUGUGAAGGAGUUGUUCCAAGAAUUGCUAAACCUAGAGAAACGCAGGACUGUGAGUCUACAAAUUGAUGGCAAAAAAAGCAAGCAGCAGAAAAGGAAAGAGAAACUGAAAGGCAAAUGUGUAGUAAUGUAAAACUGCACAGACACAAGUCAGUUGUGCAGUCUCACUCAUCUGACGAGACCCUUGUAAAACAUACAGACAACAAACAACCAUACAAGAUUUUCUUUAUCAGUAUUCUGGUUUAAAAUAAAUAUUUGGAACUUGACAAAACAAGUUACUGUGGUUACUUUAAAAAAAAAAAAAAGCCAUCAAUUUAAAAAUCAGAUACUGUAGCUAUCAGGAAAAAUAUUCAGGAAGUACAAACAAGAUGGGCCAGGAUAUCUGAUUCUGUAAUUCGCAGAAGAGAAAUAUCAUCCUUGGCAUAGAUUGGAAGAUUUGGAAAGUCAGGAUAAUACCAUUUACAUUUCCAUACAACUGCCAAAGAAGGCAAUGUGUAAUUUUAGAAGAAGAUCAAAGAAGCAGCUGUGAAGAAACCUAGAACAUAUAAAUGACUGCUGUGUGGUGUUAUUGCAUCCUUGGAGAAUACUGUGGACAAACAGUCCUGUUUAGUUUUCAUUAAUGACUGGUGGGGCAUUGUGUAGUCUUGACUCUGCCAAGAAAAUGAACUAUUUCACACUAAGAGGAAGUGUGGGAGUAGCACAGUUUUAAGGAAUAGAAAGAAAAGAUAUUCUUUCUGUCUCCUUUCAUGAGACUUCUUUCUAGAAAGUAUUUGAACUGAAGUAUGAGGAAGAGCCAGUCUCUGUAGGAGCGGUGGAGAUCAUUUCCAUUUCUGGACUCAUCACUUCAAGAACAACCUGUGCUUCUGGCUCAAAUAUAUUUCAGAAGAGCAGAUGGUUGCCUGUGGAGGUUGUUGAGUUGUACAAAAAUGCUGUGCAUAUACAAACAGAAGGGUUCCCCAUGGAGAACUGGAUAAGAAGUCCUCUAUGAAAGCCUCCGUGGGAAAGGCACGGUUCAAAUGCUACUGAUGAUUAAAUGAACACAUGGUAUGAUUGAUCAAUGAAUGAAAGUCUGUUGAACUGGAGAUAGCCUUGGAGAGGAAUCAGUGUAGUGUACAAAGUUUUUACUCAAAUUAGCAGAUUAGUUUAGUGAAACACCUUUGUAUUACUAUAUUCCAAUCAAAAGGGGAUUGCAAUCGUGCACUACUAGAUAUAUUGCCUUUAUAUUGCUUGAAGGGUUUUAUAUGUACCAUAUAAACUCAUUAUUUGAAAUUACCAUUUUUAGAACCAAAUCCUGUAGCUAGAGUUAUGGCCCAUGCAAGUCUGUGAGAGAAAAUUUACUGGGGUAGGUACUGCUGAAUUUGGCAGAUUAAGUGUUGCAGUCAGUACUGUGCUAUAAUGCAAUACAAAGUUCAAAGCAGAAAGAAAAAAGGAAAACAAAACUAAACAAACAAAAAAAAAGCUGUUUUAAACCACUCUGUCAGGUUGAUUCCAAAAUCUUUGGAAUAAAAAGUGUAUAAAAUGUUAGCUUUUGUUAGUUCUCCUUUUUGUUGUUGUUGUUUGGGUUUUUUUAGAAGCCAAUAUGAAUAUGUAAAGUAUGUAUUCUACUGAUAAGGAAGACCAUAAAGAUAGAUAGAAGCACAUCUCUUUUUUUUGUUUGUUUUAAAGACAUAUCAAAAUCAUAUAAGCCACAAUUUGCACCUUAGGAAUUGCUUUGAAAUAAUAAAAAACCCAAAUGACUCUGUUUCUGGUUACAUGUUUGCGUCAAAAUCAUACUUCAUGAAAGUGCAGUUAAAUACUAUUAAUGUGCAUGGUGUUGCAUUAUAAAUAUCUAAGAGCUGAAAAAUGAAGAAUUUGCAUUAAAAGUUGUCACCUUGUUCCUCUCAGUCAUUGCUUGCUUACAUUCCACCUUUCAAAGUGCAGACAUCUCACAGAUAGAGUGGUAGUAUACAUUUCUGUGAGCAAGAAUAGCUAUCACAGUAUCACAGUAUCAUCAGGGUUGGAAGAGACCUCAUAGAUCAUCAAGUCCAACCCUUUACCACAGAGCUCAAGGCUAGACCAUGGCACCAAGUGCCACGUCCAAUCUUGCCUUGAACAGCCCCAGGGACGGCGACUCCACCACCUCCCCGGGCAGCCCAUUCCAGUGCCCAAUGACUCUCUCAGUGAAGAACUUUCUCCUCACCUCCAGCCUAAAUUUCCCCUGGUGCAGCAAUAAGGUCACCCCUGAGCCUCCUCUUCUCCAGGCUAAACAAUCCCAGCUCCCUCAGCCUCUCCUCGUAGGGCUUGUGCUCAAGGCCUCUCCCCAGCCUCGUCGCCCUUCUCUGGACACGCUCAAGCAUCUCAAUGUCCUUCCUAGACUGGGGGGCCCAGAACUGAACACAGUACUCAAGGUGUGGUCUAACCAGUGCCGAGUACAGGGGCAGAAUGACCUCCCUGCUCCUGCUGACCACACCAUUCCUGAUGCAGGCCAGGAUGCCACUGGCUCUCUUGGCCACCUGGGCACACUGACAACUUGUCGUUCACUCAGAAUAAAUUCUGACACCAUUAAAAUAAUGUGUAAAACUGACUUUAAAGAAGACAUAAUUUUGUGUGUUUUACUUCAUUGCAUUAGGAGAGUUUAAGAAAGCAUGAAAACACCGCCCCUCCCCCCCAAAAAAACCCAAACAAACCCACCGCACUAUAGCCUUUCUUCAGCAAUACAUUUCUGGCUCUUACAAGAUGUUUUUUUAUUCUCCAUAAAUAUCAAAGCCCUUUAAAAAAAGGACAGUGUCAUUAUCUUAACUUCUCAGGUGAUGGAACUGAGGCACAAAGGGAGGAAGUAGGUAUAAGACAAGUGACAGACUCAGAACAGAACUAGAUCUUGGUCUCUUUAGUCUCAGUCCAGUGCUCACUCUACAUCUGGCCAGAUGGUCUCUGCACAUCCUAAGUAAUUUCUGAAACUCAUGAAGAAACCUUAUAUGGCAAAGUGCAUCUUGUCAAUCUGUCAGUAGACCACAGUAUUUCCAGAUCAGAUUUGCAAAACAUUUAAAAGUACUAUGUUUAGGAAGGCUGUUACAGAUGUUUAGACAUUUCCUCUGUAAACAAAGAGUUUUUGCUAGUUUUCACACUCAUUUUCACAGCAUUGGAUUCCACUGAUGAAACUGGAAAAUAAAUAGAAUGAUCAGACAUAAGGACCAGUGGUCAACAGUACAGAGGUCUCCUGCUGAUGCUACAAUGCAAGUGUCAAAGGUCAUCAUGCAUGGCACAUGCCUAAGCAUCCAUCAUGGAAUAGUGAUAGAAAUUCCGAGGGAAAAUGGCCAUAUAGAGUCCAAGACAUAGCAAAGAACUUUGCAGAAUUAGAAUGUGGGGAUCUGAAUUACUCAAAAAAAUAUGACUGCAAGGAUAUUGCAGGCUGAAAUUUGGCCCUGGCCUUUUUAAAAUGUACCCCAUAGCAAGAAAAGAGUAACUGUAUGGCAAAGAUGGACACAAAACAAGUAGCUGCUGGUUGUUAGGUUCGAGGACCAUUUUCUUUACUUCCCAGCUGAUUCCUCACCUUCUGUAUAAUAAACCAUGAAUUACAUCAUGGAUUUGCAUGUAUCAAAGCAAGAUCAGCACAGAAGCAAUAUUACUUGUGGACCAGAAACUCAAAAAAGAGCGUAUUUUAUACCCUUUCCUUGUCAUCCUAGUUUAUACUACUAGAACUUACCUAUCUUGUGUACUCGUGAGCUAGUUUAAAACAUUUGUUUUUGCUGUUGCUUACACAGUUUAUUUAUUCAUUUAUUUUUAAUACAGAGAAAAAAAAAGGUAAAUAAGGAGUAUAUAUAUAUAGCUUUAAUACACUUUGUGUUUUAUUUUGGAAUGUGGUACAAGUAUAAAAUGUACAGACAAAAUUGUUGCAUUUAACAUACAUAAGAAUUUCAGCACUCAGAAAAUAAGGUCUAGACAAAAUGGCUCUUUACCAAUGCAUGACUUUCACAUGUAUGUGUGAAAUAUCCGAAUAUAUAGAUACCAUGAAAAUGUAUUGUUGUGAUUUCAUCAGCAAGUAUUCUGUUCAAAAACUCUGGAUACAAAGUAAUUUGUACCCACAAGUUUCUCUGUUUCCAGUGAUGUUCUGAAACAUAAAAAUAAAGUUUUAAAUGGAAAGACAAGUUUAGAAGAA